Molecule: messenger RNA, 1119 nt
Organism: Diaporthe amygdali
Lineage: Eukaryota; Fungi; Ascomycota; Sordariomycetes; Diaporthales; Diaporthaceae
Exons: 1
Coding region: 1-1119 (372 amino acids)
Molecular function (GO): oxidoreductase activity, acting on NAD(P)H
Source: RefSeq, a predicted model, not a curated record
AUGGCAUCUUCAAUACCAUCAAAGCAUCCCGCAGUGGUCAUUGUAGCCCCACGCGCCCCUCUGGAAAUCCUCGAGGUCGACACCGUCUCUCCUUCAACGGAUGAAGUUCUCGUCCGCGUUGAAUGGAUCGGCUCUACACCUUUGAAUCUGCACCAGGCAGACGGUGGCCUGCUCAUCAAGCCACCACACAUCAUGUCCGGAUGCUUCGCUGGUACAGUGGUUCAGGUCGGCGAACUGAAGGACCCAGCUCUCUCUGAGUCCUCCACGACCCUUCAAGUGGGUGACAAGGUCUUCGGCUUCUCCUUCCAACAGGAGCAGCACAAACCUAUGCAGACAUAUAUCACCGUCCCAGUGACCUUACUCGGCAAGGUUCCCGCCAAUGUCUCAGCACAAGAGGCUGUCACCGUGCCCAGUAACUUCUGCACGGCAAUGCACACUAUUACCACAGACUUGGAACUGGAGCUGCCAUGGCCUGUCCCGGAGAACUGGACACCGCCCGAGGCUGACAAGCCGAUUCUGGUAUGGGGUGCUGCCAGUAGCGUGGGCCAGUAUGUGUUGCAAGUGCUGAAGCACUGGGGUUACCGCAACGUUCUGGCCGUGGCGAGCGCGAAGCACCACCGCUCGCUGAAGGAUCUCGGCGCGGCUGCUGUCUUUGAUUACAACGACAAAGACGUCAUGCUAUCACUGUCCUCUGGGCCGCGCAUCCCGUACAUAAUCGAUUGCAUCGGCUCGCUGGAGGGCACCUUGACGCCCCUGAGCAAGAUCGCAGAGAAUGGCUCCAAGGUUGCCGUCAUGCUGCCUGUCAUUGUGAGCCAUGCGAGUAGCAGCGAGGUGCCGGCAUAUGAGAUGGACGUGGGCAAUGUACUGGUGGGGCAAUGGAAGGACGGCGUGCAGGUGAAGGGCGUGAGGACUCAUUUUUAUCAGAAGAACGAAUUCUUCAAGUACCACCUGCAGCCGGAUGUCAUGCCGGCGUUGUUGCAGGAUGGCCUGAUUCAGCCAAACAAGCAGAGGCUCGUGGAGGGAGAGACGCUGCUGGAAAGAGCCGAGCAGGCGCUGUCCUUGUUGAGGGAUAGAUCUGUCAGCGGGGAGAAGCUUGUGUGGAGAGUUGCCGAGGAUUAA